CUCUGAUGGACCAGUACGGCCAUUCUUAUGCCGAAAGCUCGUCUCGUGGAUACCCCGACAACUACCAAGAGAAGAUGUACUCUUAUGGAGGGCCACCCUAUCCGUGUCCGAGCUAUUCAAAUCCCUAUUUCUAUGACGGAUACUCUCCAUUCCAAGAGUAUGGCCCGAGCCAUUCUUACCCAACAUCUCAAGGCGAUUAUGAUUAUUACACUCCAACUAACUACGAGACGCCUCAUUACAAGCCUUCAUCUACCGACUAUCACCAAGAGGUUUCGACGAGCACCCGAAAGAUACUUGCGAGCCUCCUAUCGAUCAUAGAUGAGUUUCAUAAUUGGAAGAUCAUCCCUAUUCUAUCUGAUCUUAAAGCCAAACUCACGAAGUUCGACUCAACCGUUAUUUCUUUCCUCGACUUGGACACAUCUCAUAUUCCUCUUGGUAGAUAUGAGUAUCUAUCGGCAAAAGUUUGUCGAGAAAGCGCACGGUUAGAGGGAGAAUUUCAAUAUAUGGUGGAUAAGUUUGCUUCUUUCAAAGAGAUGGGCCUCACUCUCGUUUAUGAUGGAACACAAUCUCUCGACGCGAGUGUGGACAUCAAUGAUUUGUAUGUUAGAAGAUUCCAGUCUUAUGACGAUACGGGAUUCCAAUCCGUGUUAGAUACGUCAACCCUACCUUUCGGUGAUUGUGCGUUGAGUUCGAUUUCAACCCUACCUUUCGGUGAUUGUGCGUUGAGUUCGAUUUCUAUUGAUGAGAGCGAGUGUAUGGACUCAAAGGCCGAUACCGUGCAUGGUAUGAGGGAUAAUUCAGUUGAGGAUACGCUUGUGCAGAGUAGUCUUGAAAGAGCUCGGGAUGAUGAUUGUGAGGAGGAGGUAGUUCAUGGUGUCAAGGAUGAGGUCGAGGAGGAUGUCGAGUCAUUGUGUGAGGCCAUUGACCCGAAGUGUAAGUGUGCAUUGAUGAAUGACCCGACUCAUGAUGUUGAGUACGAAGUGGUUCCCAUGUCCUUUGGGUGGUCAUUUCGUGUUAUCGAGGAUGGUGAACAUUUGGAGAAGUUUAGUGCAUACAUGCACAUGCUUCCGACUCCCAAAAUUAUUGAGCACACAUCCGAGAUGGCAUUGGUGAUGACCGGAAUGGAUUCGACAUGCUCCACAGACAUGUUCAUAAUUCCGGAGGUCGAAUAUGGGGCCUUGGUACGUAAAGAAAUAUCUUUUCUCUUGAUGGGUGUUGAUAUCCAUGCUCGGUUUCACAAGAAUACGGCCACGAGAGUCUACUUUGCUUGCCUAUAUUCCUUGCUACCAAUGGGACUACUUUUGGAGA
This is a messenger RNA of Striga hermonthica, 1308 nucleotides long. Lineage: Eukaryota; Viridiplantae; Streptophyta; Magnoliopsida; Lamiales; Orobanchaceae. The record is from the annotation of a GenBank genome assembly.